CAAGGUCAAAUCCCCAAGUGCAUCUCCCAUCUUCCCAGACUUCACCCCUGGGGCAGCUGGAUCCUGAGGUCCCCCGAGAGGAACGAAGUUACUGAAGAGCCAGGCCUGGCUCUCAGGGAUGGAGGGUGGGGAGAGAGGAGGCCUGGAGAGUGGGCGAGGAAUGAAAAGAGGAGGUGGUUGGAAGGGCAGACAUCUGGGCUCGGGUGGAGGGCCCAAGGUGGGCAAGGAGCACAGAUGCCACGUGAGUCUUCUCCAUUCAUGACUCACCCUCUGUCCUCCUCCUCUUUAUUGCUCAACCCCAAAUCUCCCUGGGAAAUACCUCCCUGACUGGGGACCAAGUUAGUGCCUCACAGGGUAAUUGAGUCAUUAGGGGUGGAGAAGAGGAAGGGAGACGGAGGAUAAAUAGCAGCUUUGCCUCCCUGGCUCCUCUCUGCAUCCUCCCCACUUUCCCAACGACAUGCGUCUUGCCAGUUUGGUCAGCUCCUGCUCCCUCCUGCUGCUACUGGGGACUCUCCCUGGAUGGGCAGCCAAUGAUGACCCCAUCGAAAAGGUCAUUGAAGGGAUCAACCGAGGGCUGAGCAAUGCAGAGAGAGAGAUGGGCAAGGCCUUGGAAGGCAUCAAUAAUGGAAUCACUCAAGCUGGAAGGGAAGUAGAGAAAGUUUUUCAUGGACUCAACAACAUGGGGAACCAGGCCGGCAAGGAGCUGGACAAGGGCAUCCAGGGGCUCAACCAUGGCAUGGACAAGGUAGCCCACGACAUCAACCAUGGCAUCGGACAAGCAGGAAAGGAAGCAGAGAAGUUUGUCCAUGGGGCCAACUACGCUGCCGGACAGGUUGGGAAGGAGGCAGACAAAGUGAUUCAGGGGGCCCACCAUGGGGUCAGCCAGGUGGGAAGUGAGGCAGGGAGGUUUGGUCAGGGGGUCCACCAUGGGGUCAGUGAGGCUGGGAAGGAGGCAGAGAAGUUUGGUCAAGGGGUCCACCAUGGGAUCAACCAGGCAGGAAGAGAGGCAGAGAAGUUUGGUCAGGGGGUCCACCACGGGGUCAAUGAGGCCGGAAAAGAGGCAGAGAAGUUUGGUCAGGGUGUCCACCAUGCCGCUGGGCAGGCCGGGAAGGAGGUAGAGAAGUUUGGUCAAGGGGUCCACCAUGGGAUCAACCAAGCAGGAAGAGAGGCAGAGAAGUUUGGUCAGGGGGUCCACCAUGCCGCUGGGCAGGCCGGGAAGGAGGCGGAGAAGUUUGGUCAGGGGGUCCACCAUGCCGCUGGGCAGGCCGGGAAGGAGGCGGAGAAGUUUGGUCAGGGGGUCCACCAUGCCGCUGGGCAGGCCGGGAAGGAGGCGGAGAAGUUUGGUCAGGGGGUCCACCAUGCCGCUGGGCAGGCCGGGAAGGAGGCGGAGAAGUUUGGUCAGGGGGUCCACCAUGCCGCUGGGCAGGCCGGGAAGGAGGCGGAGAAGUUUGGUCAGGGGGUCCACCAUGCCGCUGGGCAGGCCGGGAAGGAGGCGGAGAAGUUUGGUCAGGGGGUCCACCAUGCCGCUGGGCAGGCCGGGAAGGAGGCGGAGAAGUUUGGUCAGGGGGUCCACCAUGCCGCUGGGCAGGCCGGGAAGGAGGGAGACAAAAUAGUUCAAGGGGCCCAUCAUGGAAUUAAUCAGGCUGGGAAGGAGGUGGAGCGAUUUGGCCAGGAUGUUCAUUAUGCCGCUGGGCGGACUGGAACAGAGGGAGAAAAAAUAGUCCCAGGGGUCCAUCCUGGGGUCAACCAGGCUGGGAAGGAGGUGGAGCGGUUUGGCCAGGGGGUUCACCAUGCCGUUGAACAGGCUGGAAAGGAGGCAGGCAAAGUGGUCCAAGGGAUCCAUGAUGGGGUCAACCAGGCCGGAAAGGAGGCAGAGAAAUUUGGCCAUGGGGUCAACCAUGCUGCUGGCCAGGCUGGAAAGGAAGCGGAGAAACUUGGCCAAGGUGUCCACCAAGCUGCCGGCCAGGCCGGGAAGGAGGAGGACAGGUUGCAGCAGAAUGUUCAUAAUGGGGUCAACCAAGCCGGCAAGGAGGCCAACCAGCUGCUGAAUGGCGGUCAUCAAGGCGGAUCCACCGGCCAGCACGGAGGGGCCACAACCACAAACUUAACAUCUGGAGCUUCGGUCAACAAGCCCUUCAUCGACCUUCCAGCUCUGUGGAAGAGCGUCGCCAACAUCAUUCCCUAAACUGAUGAACUGGUCUUGGUGAACAGACUGACAUGCCUGUUGUCAUACCGGCUGAAAUGACCUGAAGGAGCUGGGGGUGGGGAAUAGAUUUUUGGAGUCAUUUAAGCGAGAUGUCCUGAGAUUUGUGAAUAAAUACAACACAUAUUGUA
Molecule: messenger RNA, 2334 nt
Organism: Phacochoerus africanus (Common warthog)
Lineage: Eukaryota; Metazoa; Chordata; Mammalia; Artiodactyla; Suidae
Gene: SBSN
Product: suprabasin
Exons: 4
Coding region: 458-2185 (575 amino acids)
Source: RefSeq, a predicted model, not a curated record